Crotalus tigris (Tiger rattlesnake) is the source of this 1895-nucleotide messenger RNA. It is a transcript of the gene ST3GAL5, whose product is annotated as ST3 beta-galactoside alpha-2,3-sialyltransferase 5. The record is from RefSeq and is a predicted model, not a curated record. The transcript is spliced from 7 exons. Gene Ontology annotation, molecular function: lactosylceramide alpha-2,3-sialyltransferase activity. Lineage: Eukaryota; Metazoa; Chordata; Lepidosauria; Squamata; Viperidae. Bases 446 to 1618 code for a protein of 390 amino acids.
UUGUAUCUCUUAAAAUGAGGAAUAAAAUGAUUGUAUAAGCGGAACUGUCCUCUGUUAAAUGUCUUUCAUUAUUGGUCAGAAUGCUUUUAUCAUAUUCAAGGGCCAAAGUAAGGGGUCACACAAGACAGCAUGUGCUGGCUCUUAAACUGCUCAUUUCUCUUAAAUCUGCUCUAGAAGGAAAUUUGGGUUUUAUGUGUGCUAAAGGAGAGGGGCAGACGUCAGAAAAAGGAAAUUAACUGUUUUAUGUUUCCUGAUGAAUCAGUUUCUUGGCUGCUGUAGGAAGCUGAUUUAUAUAAAUCUAGAACUCCUUCUUUUUUUGUUCCACGUUGUGCCUGUUUUGUUCUUUCCCACAUUGUUGCUUUUGCUGAUAUAAACCUGUCUUCCCCCAUUACUUUCACUUGUCAGAAGUUUGCAAAAGGGGAUCACGUGACCUGGGCGCUGAGGGAUGAAAAGGCCUUUCGCCCAGAAGGGAGCUGCUGGUUUUUGGGACCAUGUUCUACCUUUGUUACCCAUGAAGAUGAAAAGACCAACCUGGAAUCUAAAAGGUGGUUUCAAACGCAUCGUGAUCGUUGUGACUGGACUUUGCUUUCUUUACCUGAUCAAGACAAACUACGAGGCCAAAACCUGCCAGACACGAAGGGCUCCUAAGGUCGACCCUGAUCACGCCAAGAGAGCUCAAAAAUACGCAGAGGAGAUUUCACAAGCCGAGUGUCGUCCAUCUUUCGCAAGGAACAAGUUGAGCCAGUUGUAUCUGGACCGCUACAACUUGGGUCUGCUUCCCUUUGUAACGAAAGAUACCGAAUAUCAACCCGAUCUCUUCAAAUACCCGCCUCCGUUUGGGUUCCGGAAUUUUGGGGAGAAGCUUCGAAACUUAGUCCAGCUUCUACCCGAAGACGGUUUACCAGCAGACCUGCAGUCUAAGCGGUGUAAACGUUGUGUAGUUGUGGGGAGCAGCAGCGUACUACAAGGAUUGAAGCUGGGAUCCUCCCUGAACCACUUUGAUGUCGUGAUAAGGUUAAAUGAUGCACCCGUUCAGGGGUACACAAAUGAUGUCGGUAACAAAACAACAAUAAGAAUGACGUAUCCCGAAGGAGCCCCUUUAUCUCAAGAUGAAUAUUUUCCAAAUAGCUUGUUUGUGGCAGUAUUAUUUAAAACUGUUGAUUUUGCAUGGAUAAAAGCAGUGGUGAAAAAUGAAACAUUACCCCUCUGGAUGCACCUCUUCUUUUGGAAAAACGUGGCUAUAAAAAUACCUUUGGCGCCGAAGAAGUUUCGGAUUUUGAAUCCGUCCAUCAUUAAGGAGAUCGCUUUGGAUAUUCUGCAAUACCCUGAACCUCGACUCUGGAAUUGGGAUCAGAACGUACCUACAAUUGGAGUAGUUGCGGUGCUUCUAGCUACGCACUUGUGUGACCAAGUCAGCUUAGCUGGGUUUGGAUAUGACUUGAGUCAACCCGAGGCGCCUGUGCAUUAUUAUGACAGCAUUUGCAUGCUGGACAUGAACAGGCAGACCAUGCACAACGUGACCCACGAGAGGCAAUUUCUGCAAAAGCUGGUCAGAGAAGGAGCUGUCAGUGACCUCAGCGGAGGGAUCUACUGCCAGUUCUGCGAGAAAGCGGGCUAAGGGGCGGAAGCAGAGAUGGGACGCUUGCACAUUCCUGCCAGCUUCCCUCGGUUGACAAAAAGCCGCGUCCACGUUCCGGGCAGACCAACCAAGGCAGCUGCUGCGUGAAGAGGACAAUUGCUUUUUGGAGUUUACUGUUUAUGUAAUAUUUGGCAGACAUUUGGCAAAGAUGGGUCAUUGCUCUUUGAACUGUGCUUCAACCGGAGUUGUAUAGGUCAUUGUUAACGCACAGCAUUUUUGGAUGUUUUUGUUUUGGGUAAUAUAUAUGCUUUCUUGA